This is a messenger RNA of Peromyscus leucopus (white-footed mouse), 528 nucleotides long. Its product is annotated as 60S ribosomal protein L35-like. Gene Ontology annotation, cellular component: ribosome; cytosolic large ribosomal subunit. Bases 1 to 528 code for a protein of 175 amino acids. The record is from RefSeq and is a predicted model, not a curated record. Lineage: Eukaryota; Metazoa; Chordata; Mammalia; Rodentia; Cricetidae. Gene Ontology annotation, molecular function: mRNA binding; structural constituent of ribosome. Gene Ontology annotation, biological process: translation; maturation of LSU-rRNA from tricistronic rRNA transcript (SSU-rRNA, 5.8S rRNA, LSU-rRNA). The transcript is spliced from 3 exons.
AUGAAGGACUUCCUUGUUGAUAAUGGUCGAAGACUGAAUUCCAUGAACGAGACACUGCUGUUGACCAAUAAAGAAAUCCCGGAUCCGGGAUACUCCCUGCCCCUCAAUCUAUCGGAGCCAAGGCCAAGAUUAAGGCUCAACUUGCGCUGCAAGAAGAAAGAGGAGCUGCUAAAACAACUGGACGAUCUGAAGGUUGAGCUGUCCCAGCUUCGUGUAGCCAAGCUGACAGGCGGCGCCGCGUCCAAGCUCAAGAUACCAGUCGUUCGCAAAUCCAUCGCCCGUGUCCUCACUGUCAUUAACCAGACUCAAAAAGAAAACCUCAGGAAAUUCUACAAGAGCAAGAAGUACAAGCCUCUGGACCUGCAACCCAAGAGGACUAGAGCCAUGCGCCGCUGGCUCACCAAGCACCAAGAGAAGCUGAAGACCAAGAAGCACCAGCAGAAGGAGAGGCUGUACCCACUGCCCAAGUGUGCGGUCGAGGCCUGGUGGGAAAGCAAUAAAGUACAAGACUGGCUGAAAAAAAAAUAG